UAAAUUAUUUGAGCAAGCUAAAGAGACUGUUGAAACUCUGACAGUGUCCUCUAACCAUGAAAUUGCGAAUAAAUUAUUUGAGCAAGCUAAAGAGACUGUUGAAACUCUGACAGUGUCCUCUAACCAUGAAAUUGCGAACACUUUGUUAAGGAGUAAUUUAUCACAUCAAGUACUUGAAAAUGUGAAUGCAAAAAGUAAUAAUUGUAAGUAAUCAUUUAUUUGAUUUUUUUUUUUCUUUCAAUUUUCACACCAUGUUUUCCUAAAUAUAUAUUUAUAUAUAUAUAUAUUAAUAAACCAAAAAAAAUUAUUUUAUUAUUUACUACCAUAUUAUUCUUCCUUAGGACUUUUAUCAAAUUCAUUGUUUCAAUAAGGUCUAUAGUUGCCUCUCCUUAGUGUAUUUAAUAAAAAUAUAUUGUAUAAUCUCAAAUCUUUUAAAGAUUUAAAGUAAUUGUUUUGGGUUUUUAAAUAAUUUCUUCUUUUUGAUUUUGCAAUUAUUCAAUAUAUUUAAUUGUUGAUCUCUUGCAGUUGUACCCAAAGAAAUGUUGAAUUCACAUCCACAACACGACGGAGUAUUCAAUCAAUAUGGAUGUAGCUAUGUGUCUAAAAGGAAAGAGUUGAAAAUGGAAAGGACAGCACCAAAGAAGAGAAAGAAAAUAUAUACUGAAAACAGUGAUCAAAAUGGAAUUAAUUCGUCGACUAACCUGCCAACGAAAACUACAGAAAUUUCUCCGUCAACCAACGUUGCGACAGAAAAUUCAGAAAUUGUUCAAUCUUCUAACCUGGCCACAAAAACUGUUGACGCACAAGCUGCUAAAACAUGCUGUGAUGCCCAGGAGUUUGAUGCUGUGUUUGCACUCCUUAGUCUUGGAAGCGAUGCCUCUCAACCAUCUGAGGAAAUCUGUUCAUCAAAUCAAAAUAAGCUCACCAAAUGUCCUGCCGCAGGGCUUCUGUCUGAGUCCUCUACCAAAGGUCCUACCUCAGUGCUUGUGUCCGAGCCAUCUAACAAAGGUCCUGUUGUCAUUGAGAAACAGGUAAACAUCAAAUCAAAGAGUAUGAACACUAAUAUAGGAGACCAAACUGUGAUUUGUAACACGUUGACCUCAAUUAAUCAGAGUUGCAGCAGGAUGGCUCUAACAAAUUCUUCACCAACUGAUAGCAGCGUUUCCCGAGUUAAAUUCAGUGACAGCAGAGUAUCCCCAAAAAAUGAGAACAGGGUGGCUCUAACAAAUCCUUCUCCACCUGACAGCAGGCUGGCCUUAACAAAUAAUCUACAAAAUAAUACUUAUAAAGCAGAUCUUAAAUCAACUUCGUCCAAAUCACCUGAGCAGCACUGUUCCAAGCCUGCGAAUAGACAAAUGGCCACUGGUCAAGAGAAACAUGGCGAUGGGGAAGACAGUAUGAACAUGGGCAAAGUUUCAAAUAAAAUGAGUUUGCCUUGUGUUGACAAUGCAGUCUUGUCUGAACCCUGUUUACAGUCAGAUAACAAGAUCACAACACCUGCUCAAAUCAUAAGGCUUGAUAGAAACAUUGAACCCUGUGCUGAAGUAACAAGACUUGAUAGAAACAUUAAACCCUGUGCUGAGGUAACAAGAUUUGAUAGUAACAUUGAACCCUGUGCUGAAGUAAUAAGACUUGAUAGAAACAUUGAACCCUGUGCUGAAGUAACAAGACUUGAUAGAAACAUUGAACCCUGUGCUGAAGUAACAAGACUUGAUAGUAACAUUGAACCCUGUGCUGAAGUAACAAGACUUGAUAGAAACAUUGAACCCGGUGCUGAAGUAACAAGAUUUGAUAGUAAUAUUGAACCCCCUGUUCAAAUAACAAGACUUGGUAGUAACAUUGAAGCCUGUUCUGAAGUAACAAGACUUGAUAGAACCAUUGAACCCUGUGCUGAAGUAACAAGACUUGAUAGAACCAUUGAACCCUGUGCUGAAGUAACAAGACUUGAUAGAA
Lymnaea stagnalis (great pond snail) is the source of this 1953-nucleotide messenger RNA. The record is from the annotation of a GenBank genome assembly. Lineage: Eukaryota; Metazoa; Mollusca; Gastropoda; Lymnaeidae.